Messenger RNA from Paraglomus brasilianum, 389 nucleotides. NCBI's taxonomy places the organism in Eukaryota, Fungi, Glomeromycota, Glomeromycetes, Paraglomerales, Paraglomeraceae. The record is from the annotation of a GenBank genome assembly.
CUGAGUCUUCUUCUGACAACUGGAAACUCAUCCUCUCCACUCCUGAUCCUUUGAUAGAUCCAAUGAAGAAGGCAUUCGAGCAAACACCAUACAUAGAUGAUCUUGGUAUCUUACAGCAUUUUGAAAAACAUAUUGAUGACUGUGCAGGCAAAUGGACAGAAGCUCAGCAUAAUUAUGAUGUUUAUUAUGCACCAUAUACUGUUCUUUUCCAAGGAUCUGGGACUGGAAAGACAAGACUUCUUCAUCAGCUUGCUCAAACACACUUUCUUUUAUACUUGUGCUUUUGUGAACCUACUAGCUCAGGACUUCCACCAGCAACAGACCAUUUUUGCAUGACAAAAGAGAAUGCAAUUGUUAAUGCAGUAGCCUUUUUCUAUGUUUGUAUAUAA